AUGAUGCUGAGCGCCAUUCUAUCCCGCGUGUCGCUCGCAUCGAUUGGCUUUGGUGGAAAUUACAGCCACACUGUCCGUAUAUCGUGGCUGCUGAACUACAUGGAGGAGGCGGGCCUGCGGGACGAGGACGUCGUGGUGAUGUUCGACGGCGGUGACACCUUUUUUACCGGACUUCUUGCCGCAAAGCGGGCGGUGGAGGGCUUCAUGACAAAAACGGCGCCCAGCGCAGACGCCUUCAACGCCACGGCGGUGCAUCGAGGUGAGGCAAGUGCCCCCAUGCUCUUCUCGGCGGAGCCGCCCUGUUUCGCACCGCAGGUAGACCUCGUGGUCCAGUAUGGACCCGAAGGUGACUACGAGCGGUGCUGCUGGUUUUACGAACGCCUGUGGAAGGCCGCGAACUCUUCUGCAGACCAGCGCUUGGUGCAAUCGCCGCCUUCGGGGUUUCGCUACCUCACUGCUGGCGGAAUGGUGGGGCGUGUGUGGGCGAUUCGGGAGGCGUCCAAGGCCUACGCGAGCCUUUUGGCAAAGAGUGAUGAGUGGUGGUGCGACCAGAGCAUCUGGGCGCUGUUGUUUAUGUGGAGCGUAACUCAGGACCCCGUUGUGGAUCCCGCCCUUCGCAUACGUUACGGCCUUCUGAGCCUUGACUACAACAACUCCUUCUUUCUCACGCCGCGUAAAGGGCUUUUUGGGUCUCCGGCGAUUAUUCAUUUUCCCGGAGCAUACACGCAGUGGCGCAAAAAAUUGCCUGGACUGCUGAACUACACAUAA
This is a messenger RNA of Trypanosoma conorhini, 768 nucleotides long. Its product is annotated as ESAG-like protein. The record is from RefSeq and is a predicted model, not a curated record. NCBI's taxonomy places the organism in Eukaryota, Euglenozoa, Kinetoplastea, Trypanosomatida, Trypanosomatidae. Bases 1 to 768 code for a protein of 255 amino acids. The transcript has a single exon.